CCGCUGUUGUGAUUCAAGUAAAGAUUUGUAAUUCUAUUUCCAUCAAAUUAAUACAAGCGAAAAUAGCGUGAAAAGUUCCAUUUCAUCAUUAAAAUGAGCGAACAAGACAUUAGUAUUGUGAUUGAAGAACGCCAAAUAUUAACCAAGUACGAUUUCACGAAGAAGCUGGAAGAAUUCCGAAAAUUUUUGAUCGAAAAAAAGUACAUUAUAAUCGAUGCCGAUGACGAGGACACUUGGCGUUUCGCAAUAGUAGAAAAUGGCAAAGUAACUAGAACCGCUGACCUACACGAGGAACAAUAUAUUCCAGUCAGCGCAUAUAUCUACGGCACUAACAAGAUACUCGUGGGCAAUCUCAAGAAAAAUCUUGAUGUGUUCGCGGACACAAUUCGUCAAUCCUUCAGGUUCGAUGUUAGUCAUAAUCUUGCUGACUUACGUAAUCUUUUGAUCGAAAAGAAAUUCAUCCACGCUGAUACGGAGACAAGUUCAUGGCGAUUCGUGUCUCCAAGUGCAAAAGACUUAAAAGAUAUAACUGAGGCAAUAAUUGGACUACAAGCUGAAGAUCAGAUGGUGGUCGAUAAAUUUCUUUACGGCAGUAGUAAAGUGCGUAUGGCAGACAUUAUACGCAAGAAGCAUCCCGACCUAAUUGGUGUUGGUGCCGAUUCUUUUGAAAAUGGAGAUAUUAUAGUUACAAUCAUACGGAAUAAUGGACUUUCGUCAGAUAAAAUUGUGCCAAUAUUGAUGACAAAUGUAAGACCGGCCAACAAACUUGGUGUAGCUACGGACUUUCAAAAUGUUGUUCUGUGUGAAAAGGAAACCGCAAUAGGUAUCCGCAUUUACACUAAAACCCAUGGAGGGUUUGGCUACAGUAUAAAAUUGGAAAAAGGAGAGGACAUUGUAACUAAGAGCCUCAUGCCACAUACAGGAUGGACGACACAGACGUAUGGUUAUUCGAGACAUGCCAUUGUAGUUACGUCGGCUGAAGACUUGGGCAUUCCAACCCAAGAAGCAAUCGGAUAUCGUCGUGUAUAUGUCAAAGUUUGGAAAUACAUUUCAUAUAGAGAUAAAAAUGGUGUACACCAAGUCUCCGAUAACGCGCCGAAACCAAAAUCGAUGUCGAUUCUAAGUGGCGGCAUUGAUGUUGUUGGUGGCGAUGAUAUACAGAGUGGUGGAUUUAAAGAAGGUGACGAUACAGACAAUCACAUGGGUAGUAAUUGGGUAUCUGAUCAAGUGGAUAAUGAAAAUGAAGUGUUAGGUGUAUUUAACAUUGACUUCUUUGUAUUUAAAACGGCGCAAGCUGCACAGAAUAUGGUUGAAUCGAGAAUUAAUCCAGAGUACGACUAAGGCAGAGUUCCCGAGCAAAAAAAAUCGACGAAAAACUAUAUGAAAGUAUAUGACUAUUUCCUUGUAAACUGUGAAGUAUUUGGAUACCCUUUUUUCGAUUUUUUCCCAUACAAAACCAGUAUAUGGAAGUAUAUGAAAAUUCAGUGUACCGUCAUGCACUUUCAUAUGCUUAUUUAGCAUAUCACCCCGUAUACUUUUAUAUACUCAUGACGCUCUGGUGACAUUUGUGAGAAAGUUGAAAUUUUCCACAAAACUUGCUUCCAAUGAACUAUGACAUUUUCAGUUUUGAUUACCCAUCUUCGGCUAGUCACAAUCUUUGUUGACUUUAAAGAAUGAGAAAAUUAAUGAAACCAAGUUUUUCUUAUCAGUUUUUAACAUUUUUCUGUUAAUAUCCGUUGUCGUCAGAGAAUCCCUAAUACCUAACGAGACAAAGCCCUAUACAUAUUCCUAACAAGAGACCCUACAGAUACGCCUAACAAGAAAAACGACAACGGAAUUAACAGUAUAAUAUGAACUGAUA
This is a messenger RNA of Bradysia coprophila, 1861 nucleotides long. RefSeq lists its product as uncharacterized. The record is from RefSeq and is a predicted model, not a curated record. Lineage: Eukaryota; Metazoa; Arthropoda; Insecta; Diptera; Sciaridae.